Molecule: messenger RNA, 512 nt
Organism: Cyprinodon variegatus (sheepshead minnow)
Lineage: Eukaryota; Metazoa; Chordata; Actinopteri; Cyprinodontiformes; Cyprinodontidae
Product: C-type lectin domain family 4 member A-like
Exons: 4
Source: RefSeq, a predicted model, not a curated record
AUGGCUGAAGAUCAUCAGGAUAUACCAGUGGCUUCUGUAGAACCAGGAGAUUCCCCAAGGAUUGUCUAUGUAAAGACCGUUAAAGACAGAAACAUACAGUUGGUUGUAUUCAGCUUUGGACUUCUCUGCUUUCUGCAAGUCGCUCUCAACAUUUCACUGCUUCAGACUUUCUGCUUCAACAGGACUGAUCAGAAAAUUCAGCUUGGAUUGAUUUUUUGCUUCUACGAUGCUGAGAGUGGACAUAAUGGUUUGAAUCUUACAGCGUUAACAGAUACAACUAAAGAACAGAUUGCAGAUGUUUGUCCAAGUGUGUAUUACAUCUCCACAAGCAGGAAAUCCUGGCAUGAAAGCAGAAAAGAUUGUCUGGAAAGAGGUGCAGACCUGCUGAUUAUCAACAGCCAAGAAGAGCAGAAAUUCAUGAUCCAGUUUAAAAGGCCAUUUUGGAUUGGUCUGAUCUAUGCUGCGAGAGAAAAGGAAUGGAAAUGGAUUGAUGGGACUCUGCUGAACACAAG